Messenger RNA from Salvia miltiorrhiza (redroot sage), 785 nucleotides. RefSeq names its product casparian strip membrane protein 1-like. The record is from RefSeq and is a predicted model, not a curated record. NCBI's taxonomy places the organism in Eukaryota, Viridiplantae, Streptophyta, Magnoliopsida, Lamiales, Lamiaceae. The coding region runs from base 148 to 696 and encodes 182 amino acids. The transcript is spliced from 3 exons.
CAAGAUCAUUACAACCUAAUCCACAUUGAUCAUUACAAGAUCCAAACUUGCUUACGUCUGCAAAUACCAAGAAUGUUUCUCAACUCUCUGCAGCUGUCCCAUUUAACACAGACGCAGAAGCUUCACUAAACACUGAGGCACAGAAGAAUGAAGCCAGAAGUAGGUGCAGAUCAUGAUCAAGAACCAAGAGAGAACAGAGGAGUUUCGAUACUAGACCUCUUUCUCAGAAUACUAGCUAUUAUUGGGACUCUAGGAAGUGCUGUGGCAAUGGGAACUACAGACGAGACGCUUCCCUUCUCAACACAAGCAUUCAUAUUCCAAGCUCAAUAUGAUGAUAUCCCAGCUUUUAGGUUCUUUGUGAUCGCGAAUGCAACAGUAUGCGGAUAUCUUGCUCUCUCGCUACCAAUGGCCAUCUAUCAUGUUAUCAGGAGAGGAGCAGCUAAGAGCCGGGCUCUGCUGAUCUUUCUGGACUCGAUAAUGCUAGCUGUACUAACUGCAGGAGCCUCAACAGCAGCAGCUAUUGUGUAUUUAGCACACAAGGGGAAUGCUUCAGCAAAUUGGGUAGCCAUAUGUCAGCAGUAUCAGAGCUUCUGCAACCGUAUCACCGGAUCUUUAAUCGGCUCUUUUACUGCAGUUCUUAUCUUGAUUCUGUUGAUCUCUUUGUCAGCUUUGGUAUUAUAUAGGAAACCAAAGUGAUGUUUUUCUCUACAAAAACCUCUACUAAAAAACUAUGUCAUCCUGGUGUAAUAUUUCAAUAAAACAGUGCCUAUGGCUAUACUUCCAAA